Aureobasidium namibiae CBS 147.97 is the source of this 1620-nucleotide messenger RNA. Its product is annotated as ATP synthase F1, alpha subunit. The transcript has 5 exons. The record is from RefSeq and is a predicted model, not a curated record. NCBI's taxonomy places the organism in Eukaryota, Fungi, Ascomycota, Dothideomycetes, Dothideales, Saccotheciaceae. Gene Ontology annotation, molecular function: proton-transporting ATP synthase activity, rotational mechanism; ATP binding; ADP binding. The coding region runs from base 1 to 1620 and encodes 539 amino acids. Gene Ontology annotation, biological process: proton motive force-driven ATP synthesis; proton transmembrane transport.
AUGUUCAGAAGCGCCCUUCGCCAGAGCGCCCGCGUGGCCACCGUCGCCGCUGCUUCGUCGAGAAUUUCAGCUGCCCGCGCCGCCGCUCCCGUCGCUGCCUCCAUCCGUGGCUACGCCGACAAGGCCUCCCCCACUGAGGUCUCUUCCAUCCUCGAGCAGAGAAUCCGUGGUGUCCAGGAGGAGUCUGGUCUCGCCGAGACCGGCCGUGUCCUUUCCGUCGGUGAUGGUAUCGCCCGUGUUCACGGUAUGGCCAACGUCCAGGCCGAGGAGCUCGUCGAGUUCGCCUCCGGUGUCAAGGGCAUGUGCAUGAACCUCGAGGCCGGCCAGGUCGGUAUCGUUCUUUUCGGUUCUGACCGUCUCGUCAAGGAGGGUGAGACCGUCAAGCGUACCGGAGAGAUUGUCGACAUUCCCGUCGGUAUGGGUCUUCUCGGCCGUGUCGUCGAUGCUCUGGGUAACCCCAUCGAUGGCAAGGGUCCCCUCAAGACCACCGAGAGACGCCGUGCUCAGCUCAAGGCUCCCGGUAUUCUUCCCCGUCAGUCCGUCUCGCAGCCCGUACAGACUGGUCUCAAGUCCGUCGACGCCAUGGUUCCCAUCGGCCGUGGUCAGCGUGAGUUGAUCAUUGGUGAUCGUCAGACCGGUAAGACUGCCGUCGCUCUCGACGCCAUGCUCAACCAGAAGCGUUGGAACAACACCUCUUCCGACGAGUCCAAGAAGCUUUACUGUGUCUACGUUGCUGUCGGUCAGAAGCGUUCCACCGUCGCACAGCUCGUCCAGACCCUUGAGGAGAACGACGCCAUGAAGUACUCCAUCGUCGUUGCUGCCACCGCCUCCGAGGCUGCUCCUCUUCAGUACCUUGCUCCCUUCGCCGGUACCGCCAUGGGAGAGUACUUCCGUGAUAACGGCAAGCACGCCGCUGUUGCUUACCGUCAAAUGUCUCUGCUCCUCCGUCGUCCUCCCGGUCGUGAGGCUUACCCCGGUGACGUUUUCUACCUCCACUCUCGUCUCCUCGAGCGUGCUGCCAAGAUGAACGACAAGCUUGGCGGUGGUUCGCUCACUGCCCUGCCCAUCAUUGAGACCCAGGGUGGUGAUGUCUCCGCUUACAUUCCCACCAACGUCAUUUCCAUCACUGACGGUCAAAUCUUCUUGGAGGCUGAGCUCUUCUACAAGGGUAUCCGUCCCGCCAUUAACGUCGGUCUUUCCGUCUCGCGUGUCGGUUCCGCCGCUCAGCUCAAGGCCAUGAAGCAAGUCGCUGGUUCGCUCAAGCUCUUCUUGGCCCAGUACCGUGAGGUCGCCGCCUUCGCCCAGUUCGGUUCCGAUCUCGAUGCCGCCACCAAGCAGACCCUGUCCCGUGGUGAGCGUCUUACCGAGCUCCUCAAGCAGAAGCAGUACAGCCCCAUGGCCGUCAACGAGAUGGUUCCUCUCAUCUACGCCGGUAUCAACGGUCACCUCGACAGCGUUCCCGUUGCCAAGAUCCUCCAGUGGGAGGCCGACUUCCUUAACCACCUCCGCACCAACGAGAAGUCCGUCCUUGACCAGAUUGACAAGGAGGGUGCUCUCAGCAAGGAGCUCGAGGCCAAGCUUAAGGAUGUUAUCAAGAGCUUCACCUCCAGCUUCUCGUAA